This is a messenger RNA of Naegleria fowleri, 1098 nucleotides long. RefSeq lists its product as uncharacterized. NCBI's taxonomy places the organism in Eukaryota, Heterolobosea, Eutetramitea, Acrasida, Naegleriidae. The coding region runs from base 1 to 1098 and encodes 365 amino acids. The transcript is spliced from 2 exons. The record is from RefSeq and is a predicted model, not a curated record.
AUGAUCAUCACAAAACAACAAGAUAAUGAUAACCUACACGGAGUAAUUCUUUUUGAUCCAUCUUCCUCAUCAUCAUCAACCAAGAAAAUUAAACAAGAAGGAGCAACAGUAGCAUCAUCAACCAAGGUUCUGUUUGUACCCACUACUUCUCAUGAAAAGAGAGAAUUAAAACGAUUGAAAUUAAUGUUUGAAGAGUGGUAUCGGGAAAAUGUUGGUCCAAUCAAGUCUGAUGAUGUAAAUACCACAACAACAGCAACAACAAAGGCUGUUCAAGAAGAGGAUGUGGAGAACGACGAAGAGGAGGCACUUUCUUCAGAUUCCGAGUCCGAUGAAGACAACACCACACCUUCAAAGGCUGACAUCAAAUCAAUGAAACCAAGAAACAACUCUACGACAACAUCAUCAACACCAACUAGGAAAAGUGAUCGUCAAUUGAAAAACACGUCAAAGCUAAAAAUCUCUGUACAACAACUCAUCGAGGAGGGUCAUUUACAUGAUGGAGAAACUUUGUAUUUCAAUGGAUUUAAAAACGAACUUUCUUUCAAAAUUGAUAAAGAGAAGGGAAUAAUAUGGAAAGAUGAUUCAUUUUCUUAUUUGAAACCGUUUUACUUGAGAUUAAAGGAAGACUUUGGACAAAAGAAAACAUGUAAUCCUUGGAAUACGUUUUAUGCAUUAAGAGAUGGACAACGUAUUUUACUAAGAAAAUUUAGAGAUGCAAUGUUGAAAAGCAUUGAUUCAAAUUAUCGGUCCAAAGAGAAAAGUCCAGAAAAGAAAAAAAGAAAGAGAAAUUCCUUUGUGAAAGUUUCUAUUUAUGACAUGGUUGAAAAAGGACUGCUCAAGAAUGGUGACGCAAUAUACCUUGUCGAUGGCAACACUGCCUACCACGCCAAUAUUGUUGAGGGCAAAUAUAUUGGAUAUACGGAUGGAAAAGGAAAAUUACACAAAUUCGAGACAACCAAUUCAUUUAAAUCAUUCCUAGGAACAAACGGAGGUAGUUGGAACAAAACUUUUGUAACAGGGUCAGGAGGAAACGGAAAGCCAGAUAAGUCGUUCCAAGACCUUCGAGACAUGUAUUUAAAAAGUGAAUCUAAGCACUAA